AUGGAAGACCCAGCUCCCGUUCCUAAACAAGCCUUCUCGAUUCUUCAACAGUGGCUGAGAUCCCACGUCAUCCACCUCCUCACUCAAUCCCUUCCCUCAGUUCAAAAGCAAAAGAUCGAGAGAUUCUUCAGCGCAUCAGCAUUCGACAAACCUAAUCUCACUCUUUACGUUACGAUAUCCCAAAUAUUCCGCCUCUUCAUCAUCCCUUUCUACAAAGCGAGUGCAAGACUCACCGUCGUCCUCACGCUCACUCCUUCAACAACACACGCCCCUGAAGCGGAUCACCCCCUAUCAUCGUGGUUAAGUGCUUCCGAACAUAGCCCUGACCGGAGUUCCUCACACUCCCACCAUCCGAGAAGUACGACACUCUACUACAUCUCAGCGCAGGAAGACCUCUGCCAAAUAUCAGAACUAGUAAAAUUUGUGUGA
Messenger RNA from Blastomyces dermatitidis ER-3, 429 nucleotides. RefSeq lists its product as uncharacterized. The transcript is spliced from 3 exons. The record is from RefSeq and is a predicted model, not a curated record. Lineage: Eukaryota; Fungi; Ascomycota; Eurotiomycetes; Onygenales; Ajellomycetaceae. The coding region runs from base 1 to 429 and encodes 142 amino acids.